This is a messenger RNA of Corvus hawaiiensis (hawaiian crow), 1130 nucleotides long. RefSeq names its product general transcription factor IIF subunit 2 (gene GTF2F2). Bases 107 to 895 code for a protein of 262 amino acids. The record is from RefSeq and is a predicted model, not a curated record. Gene Ontology annotation, cellular component: transcription factor TFIIF complex. Gene Ontology annotation, biological process: transcription initiation at RNA polymerase II promoter; transcription by RNA polymerase II. The transcript is spliced from 9 exons. NCBI's taxonomy places the organism in Eukaryota, Metazoa, Chordata, Aves, Passeriformes, Corvidae.
GAGGUUUGUCCCUCACGGGCCGCCGUGUGCCGGGUGUGCUCCGCUGCCGCGCUCGCCGCUUGUUCGUCUCGUCCGCCGCCCGGCCCGGCCCGGCCGCUGCCCCGCCAUGAGCGACAAGGGCGAGCUGGACCUCACCGGCGCCAAGCAGAACACGGGCAUGUGGCUGGUGAAGGUCCCCAAAUACUUGUCACAACAGUGGAAUAAAGCUUCAGGAAGAGGUGAAGUGGGAAAACUAAGGAUUGUCAAAAAUCAAGGAAGAACAGAAGUGUCAUUUACUUUGAAUGAAGAGCUUGCAAACAUCAAUGAUAUUGGAGGAAAGCCUGCUUCAGUCAGUGCACCAAGGGAACAUCCAUUUCUUCUGCAAAGUGUGGGAGGACAGACCUUAACAGUGUUCACAGAAACUUCAGUAGAAAACCAAUCAGAAGAAAAGUCAGAAAGCGGCAGUGCUGAUAAACUUGCCUUGGAAGGAAUAGUGGUGCAACGUGCUGAAUGCAGACCUGCGGCUAGUGAAAAUUAUAUGAAACUGAAAAGAUUACAGAUAGAAGAAUCUUCUAAACCUGUAAGGUUAUCGCAGCAGCUGGACAAAGCUGUAACCACGAACUAUAAACCAGUGGCUAAUCAUCAAUAUAAUAUUGAAUAUGAGAAGAAGAAGAAGGAAGAUGGGAAACGAGCUCGAGCUGAUAAACAGCAAGUGUUGGACAUGCUUUUUUCAGCCUUUGAGAAACAUCAGUAUUACAACAUUAAAGACCUGGUGGACAUAACCAAACAGCCUGUGAUAUACUUGAAAGAAAUUUUGAGAGAAAUAGGCAUCUACAAUGUGAAGGGGACCCACAAAAACACAUGGGAGCUGAAGCCGGAAUACAGACAUUACCAAGGAGAAGAAAAAAGUGAUUAAUAAAAACAUUGAUGGAAUAAGAGUAAUUGCACUGAGGGAACUGUGGUGUUUACAGACAGGACUGAGCACAGUGCAAUUCUGCAAGGAUAAAGAAAAAUUAAAGCAGCUGAUACUUUGUAAUUUUCUGUAGCUUUUUUCCCCAAGGAAUAUUUCUUGUAUGUUUCUAAAUAUGCUUUGUCUUUUGACUGGAAAAGUUUAUAGAAUAAACUUGUAUUAGAUUUAUCUUUAUUAGAAA